Entrophospora sp. SA101 is the source of this 582-nucleotide messenger RNA. Lineage: Eukaryota; Fungi; Glomeromycota; Glomeromycetes; Entrophosporales; Entrophosporaceae. The record is from the annotation of a GenBank genome assembly.
AUGGUAAAUGCUCAAAACUGGCUAAACAAUAAAUAUCCUAACAAACAAGAAACUAAAGAAAUUAAAGCAAAUGAUUCAGAACAACUUCACGGUUCCUUAAUCAUCACUGAUUAUCCUAAUUUAGAAAUAAUACAUAUUCCUGAUCAAAAAAACCUCACCCAACUGCAAAUAAUUAAUAAUGAAAAGCUUGAAAUAUUGGAUGUUACUAAUAAUUACCGAUUAACCAAUUUAAGUCAUAAUUUAAACUUGGAAGAACUAAUUAUUAGAAAUAAUAACUUUGCUGAACAAGAUCUAAAUUUUUUAAAGAAUUUGGUUAACUUAAAGAGAUUGGAACUAGGAAAUGAUAACCAAGAAAAAAUCCAGCAAGGAAUUUAUAAUCGUUUUGUGAGUAGUCUAAAACCUUUGCAGAAUUUAAGUAGAUUAGAAAGAUUUGAUAUUAGAAAUACUGACCUAGAUUCUGGUCUAGAAUAUUUGCCAAAGAGCAUUAAGGUUUUUAAAUACUCAGCAGACAAAAGAAAAGAGGCUAAAUGCCGAAUUAUUGAAGAACAACUUGCUUCUCACAAAAACAGACUAGAGAGCUGA